UUAACAAACCAGACCAGUGCGAAGUUGGCCCUAGUGCACUGCUAAUCCUAACGCUGUCAGUUUCCUGCUCUUUUUUCAACAACACAUGAACAAGACCCACGCUGUCAUUCACUGGAUUGGACACAUACCGUAAUAGCUCCUCCUCCUCACACCUCUGUAUGGACAAAAGCUUUGUUCCUGUGGAUGUCAGACCUGUUACAUUAACGGUGCUUCAGACUCGCAGGAACUUUAUUUUAGGAACUGACAGAGUAAAAGCAUGGUAUUUCUUUCCCAACUGAGCUCAACAGCUCACUGGAGCACACACUCCUCCUACCUGGCAUGUUUAGUCAUGGUGAGCUUCUACUCUGGAGCAGUUUCACCCCUCCACCCUCCUCAAAUAGCGCCAGAUCUGCGCUCUGCUUUCUCUGCCACUCGAACAAGCAGUGUGGUGGGAGGAAAGCACAAAGUGGUGACUUUCAACAAGCUCUCAGUCAACGUCGGAGGGGACUUCAACCCAGACAGCGGUCACUUCCGCUGUCGCAUCCCUGGAGCUUACUAUUUCUCCUUUACCGUGGGAAAAUUUCCCCAAAAACUGCUCUCUGUCAUUCUGGUGAAGAAUGCAGAGGAAGUGCAGGCCAUAGCUUACGACGAUUACCGCAAGGCAGGGAGAAAGGUUCAAAGCCAAAGCGUGAUGAUCAGUUUGAAGGAGAUGGACACUGUGUGGCUGCGUUUGCAGCAGGACCCCAAGUAUGCGUUGUACAGUAACGUUGGCCCCUACAUCACCUUCUCUGGCUACCUCGUCUACCCUGACGUCCAGCCGGCCAGCUACAUCAGCAACUACCUCGCUGCACCAGUACAGUCCCACUCAAACUGCCCACCGCAGGCCGACUCCAGGAGCAGACAACAGGCCAUGGAUCCACCACAGUCCGCCUUCUCAGUGGCGCGGACAUCCACGCUCAUAGGUCAGAACAGCCGACAUCAUGACAAGCCUCCUCUGACCUUUGAUGUGGAUUACGUCAACAUAGGUGGCCAUUUCAACAAAAGCUCUGGGUUGUUCACAUGUCACUUCCCUGGGGUAUACUACUUUGCCUUCACGGUGGGAAAACACCCUCGCAAAGCUCUUUCGGUGAAGCUGAUGACCGGUAACGGAGAGGUGCAGGCGAUGGUGUUCGACGAGGACACGUCAAAGAGACGGGAGAUGCAGAGUCAGAGCUUGCUGCUGUCGCUCCGGAGGGCUGACAAAGUGUGGCUGUACAGUCAGCAAGAUGACCGUUACGCCGUUUACAGCAACCAGGGGAGGUACACCACGUUUUCUGGCUUCCUGGUUUAUCCCGGUGCACAAACAAUGUCCAGCAACCAGGCCAGAACUUACCCAUGAACGCCUUUAUCUCUGAUGGUGUCUGUUUGAAAACAGCUGGUUUUGUAGUCAAAAUGUAAUGUAAACACGGAUGGAUCAGAUGACGUUUCAGAUCUAUAGUUGGUGUAGUCGUGUAAGGGCUUUUGGUGCUUUGUUUGCUUUGUAAAUGGUGUCAUGUCAGGGGUCAUGUUUGAUGCCUGAUCAUUCCACAAGAUGGUGCUCUAACACAAUUAUGGAUAUUAACCAGCAGACAAGAUGGUUUGUGAUGUUAAAGUCAAAUUAUGCAAGACAUCACAAAAAGAGCAUAUAUGUUUAGUAAUGUGCUUCGCUUUUACACAUAGAUUUAUUCUGGAAAUGUCUUUGUAUUUAGAUGUUUUUUGUCCUGUUUCGUUUAUGAAAACAAGAUUUUCUACAUGUAAAGGUUAUGUACAGACUUAAAAUGUAUUUAGUAUAAGAAGUACAACGUAUAUACAUAUUCUGAUCCUGUGAUGUUUGGAGCAUUCUGAUCAUAAGCUGAUCUCUUUUUUACAUUUUGUGUCUAAUUUGUGUAACACUAAAUAAAUUCAUUGAGA
Cololabis saira (Pacific saury) is the source of this 1908-nucleotide messenger RNA. It is a transcript of the gene c1qtnf13, whose product is annotated as C1q and TNF related 13. NCBI's taxonomy places the organism in Eukaryota, Metazoa, Chordata, Actinopteri, Beloniformes, Belonidae. Gene Ontology annotation, molecular function: protein binding. Bases 257 to 1357 code for a protein of 366 amino acids. The record is from RefSeq and is a predicted model, not a curated record. The transcript has 3 exons.